AUGUUUGGGAGGAAGAAAAAGGCUUUGUUCAACUUCCUUAAAGACAAGGUCUGGAAGAAGAUUGAAGUGAAUGGGCGCAAUUCUGCUCCUCUGUAUAAAUUCUUGAAGUCCGGCAAAUGGGGAAUUUUAGGUGAUGAUAUCCAGUGGAACUUUGUCAAGUUUUUGGUUGAUAAGAAGGGACAAGCAGUGGAUCGCUAUUAUCCCACGACUUCUCCUCUCAGCCUUGAGAGAGACAUCCGUCAACUUCUUGGUAUUUCGUGA
Molecule: messenger RNA, 261 nt
Organism: Sphenostylis stenocarpa
Lineage: Eukaryota; Viridiplantae; Streptophyta; Magnoliopsida; Fabales; Fabaceae
Source: the annotation of a GenBank genome assembly